This is a messenger RNA of Nicotiana tabacum (common tobacco), 2247 nucleotides long. Lineage: Eukaryota; Viridiplantae; Streptophyta; Magnoliopsida; Solanales; Solanaceae. The record is from RefSeq and is a predicted model, not a curated record.
UCCAGCGCUCCGUCUUCAAUUACUUUGAGAGAUACUAGUAUUUCAUAAACCCUUGCAGUACCUUAAACCCUCCGAUUACCUUUGUCCUAAAAUCUUCUCUCUCUUGCUAUGGCAGCGACUCCUACAAUUGAGUAUGUCAAUCACAUUGAGUCUUACGUUAGCUCUUCUAGCUCUCCGGCACAGCAGGCGGCAAGCAUUGAUGCAAUUGCUCUUCUUCUGAAAAAUGACUUGUUAACUUUAGAAGUCUUGGUUAGAGAAAUGGAGAUGUAUUUGACCACUACAGAUAAUAUCAUUCGUUCAAGAGGUAUCCUCUUACUUGGAGAACUAUUGAUGCAAUUAAUAUCGAAGCCCUUGGGUGAUACUGCAAUAAGCAGCUUAGUAGAAUUCUUCACAGAGAGGCUGGCAGACUGGAAAGCGUUGCAUGGUGCCCUUGUUGGUUGUUUGGCUCUUCUAAGGAGGAAAAGUGAUGCUGGCAUGAUCAAUAAGAGUCAAGCAAAGGCCGUUGCACAGUCUUAUCUGCAAAACCUGCAGGUGCAGUUAUUGGGACUGCAAGACAGGAAGCUUUGUCUUCAAAUAUUGGAAUGCCUAUUGGAUCGUUAUCCGGAUGCCCUUUUGUCACUGGGUGAUGAUCUUGUAUAUGGAAUCUGUGAAGCUAUUGAUGGUGAAAAGGACCCACAAUGCUUGAUGCUCAUAUUUCGUGUAGUUGAAGUUCUGGCACAAUUAUUUCCCGAAUCUUCUGGCCCAUUGGCGAAUUUUGCAGGGGAUCUGUUCGAUAUUUUGGGAUGUUACUUUCCUAUCCAUUUUACCCAUCCUAAAGGUGAUGAAAUUGAUGUAAAGAGGGAGGAACUCUCAAGGGCCCUAAUGCUGGCGUUUGCUUCCACGCCACUUUUUGAACCCUCAGCCAUUCCAUUACUUCUUGAAAAACUAUCUUCUUCUCUGCCAUCAGCAAAGGUGGAAUCUUUUAAGUACCUUAGCUACUGCACAUUGAAAUAUGGAGGAGAUAGAAUGGAAAAAUACACUGAAUCCCUUUGGUCUGCAUUAAAAGAUGCAAUAUUUACUUGUCCGCACUCCGUUUUGUCAGUGGAUUCCAAUACAAUAGAUGGAAUAGGUUUUCAUGAGAGUGAAAUUAUGACGCAGGCCCUUGAACUUCUUCAGGUGCUUGUUCGGCAGCAUAAUGCGUCAUUCUUAAAUUUGAUUCUGGGUGAUGGGGACAUAAGCACAUUUCUAAAGUCCUUUUCCCAGUUCGACGAUUUCAAUAGUCUUUCUUCUGAAUACAAGCAGAGAUUACAUGCAGUUGGUCUUAUUCUUUCUGUUUGUGUUAAAUCUUCUGGGUCUUCCUGCAAUAAAGUUUUUGAAAGUUUCUUUCCUCGGUUGGUGGAUGCUUUAAGGCUCUCGGUUGAAAAUUCCCCCGAGGCUAUUCAUUCAGCUUUGGAUGCAAAAUUUAACUUCGGAGCCUUGUAUCUUUGUGUUGAACUCCUUGCUGCAUGCAGACAGCUGGUAGUCAGCUCCGAUAAAGUCGCUUCAGUUCCGGAUCUAUCGCAUGACACUUGGUGCCAGAUACUUCAUAGUUUCUCCACAUCAUUAUGCAGUGUUUUCUUUUGUCUCAUUCGAGCAAGUUGUGCUGAAAGCACUUGGAAUGCUUAUGUUUAUGCAGCAGUUAAAGGUUUGGAGAUCUUGGCUACAUUUCCUGGAAGCUUUAUUUCAGCGUCAAAGUUCAUGUAUGAGAAAAUCCUGCUGACUUUGAUGUCAAUCAUUGAAUCUGAUUUCAACAAGACGUUUCUAUGGAAGGCAGCGUUGAAAGUUUUAGUGGAAAUCAGCUUGUUUGUCAAUAAGUAUGACGAGGAUGUGAAGGCAGCUAGCUUUAACAGUAUUGUCAUGCAAAAGAUUGUUUCUCUAAUUUCUUCGGGUGACUUAAAUAUGCUGCCAUCACUCAAACUAGAGGCCAUUUUUGACAUUGGAAUGACCAGGAAGAGUUUCAUGCUUACUGCUGCAAGCCAAUUGGAGAAGACUAUAUCUGCCAACUUAUCUGAGAUUUUUGUCCGUGGAAAUCUGCAGUUAGCUGAAUUGACAGCUGUGCUUUUGGAAUGUUAUUCCAUUAAGGUACUUCCAUGGUACGUAGGCGAUCUUAAUUUAUCUUGUUUAUUAGAUUUCCAUUCUAUUCCAUCUCUGUUCUGGAUAUUUCUCCCUACUGCAUUCUCUAUUGUGAUGCAUCCUCAUAUGGAUGACCAGUAGUCUCUGUUGAUUUUU